ACCGCUCGCUGCAAGGGUCCAAAACGGGCACAAGUCGGAGGGGCGAAUGUGUUCAUUGUGCACGGCCCGCGCGGUUUGCCAUUGGCAGAAGCAGAGAGCCGACUGUCGAAGCGUCCGCCGUCGACGGGUGGAUCACCGCGAGCCUUAUCGGAGAGACUGCCCCGCCGCCACGUCUAGCCGAGCGCGGAGCAACGCUCACGACUCACUGUCCGACAUUGUGCCACCGCAUGCUGCUUGAGCCUCCCAGGCCGUCGGAAACGUUACAUAGCUGCAGAAACCGCCAUGUAAAUGUGCCGCGACACCCAUUCCGCCCGCCAUGUCCGCGCGAACGUUCAUCAUCACCGUCUCCCCACAGGCCAAAGCCUCGUACCUCGCGCUCGCCAGCAUCGGACGCCGCGCCUUCUCCUCAAGAUGCUCGCAGCAGUCGCAGUACAGCCGCUCGGACUUCAGCGGCCAAGGUUUCUCUAGCUUCUACGACCCAGAUCAGCCGACCAGAGGGCCCUUGGGAGAUGUCUCGACCUCCGGCGUCAGUCGCACAACCCCGCGCAUGCUGAAAGAGCAUCUGGAUCAGUUUGUCGUCGGCCAGGAGCACGCAAAGGUAGUGCUGAGUACUGCGGUGUACGGGCAUUAUCUGAGGAUAAGAGAGAUUCAAAGACAGGAGGAUGAACAAGAGAGGAUUGAGGCGAAAGAGCGGCGACGGGCCAUGGCAGAUCGCCACCCCGUAGAAGAUGAGUUCCCCGGUCAGCAGACCACCAUGAGAGUCUACCCGCCGACCACGUCGCCGCGCGCAGACUCGCCGCAGAUACAAGAUACGAGUCCUCUCCAGUUUGAGAAGUCCAAUGUCCUAAUGCUUGGCCCUACGGGCGUCGGCAAAACCCUAAUAGCGAAGACCCUGGCGCGCAUCCUCGAUGUCCCUUUCAGCAUGUCAGAUUGCACGCCCUUUACACAGGCAGGAUACAUUGGAGAAGAUGCCGACGUGUGCGUGCAGCGGCUCUUAGCAGCAGCAAACUACGACGUGGAAGCAGCCGAACGAGGCAUUAUCGUGCUAGACGAGAUCGAUAAGAUUGCGACGGCGAAGGUGUCGCACGGCAAAGAUGUCAGUGGAGAAGGAGUCCAGCAGUCUCUGUUGAAGAUAAUAGAAGGGACUACUCUGCAGAUACAGGCGAAACCCGAGCGCGGAGCUGGCGGUAGGACUACCGGGAGGGAUGCAAGCAGCUUCCCGCCAAACAUGGAUAGCUCAAGAGGUCCCGCAUCAGGAGCAGGUUCAGCAACUCCGCUGGGAGGGAAAGGCGAGGUAUACAACGUACGGACAGAUAAUAUUCUUUUUAUCUGUACUGGCGCAUUCGUCGGGCUACAUAAGAUAAUCUUGGACCGCAAGUCCAAAGGAGGGAUGGGCUUCGGCGCUCAAGUAAGGGCAGCAAACCCCGAGUCUGGCAAGCAUGAAACUAUGUUGAGGCGAGAAGAUGUCGCUGCCUUCAGGAAGGACUUACCGAUAUAUCUUCCUUCAAGGUCAGAGUCCUCAGCGGUCUACAGCGGACGGGAAGAGCAGUACCGCGAGGAGGAACAUAAUGUGCUCAACUACGUCGAGCCCUCCGAUCUGCACAGGUACGGUAUGAUACCUGAGCUCGUCGGCCGAAUACCCACCACCUGCGCUGUAUCCGCGCUCGACGAGGAAGCUCUUGUGCGAGUCCUUACAGAGCCGAAGAACAGUCUCGUCAGGCAAGAAGCAGCUCUCUUCCACGCCGACGGUAUCGAGCUACGCUUCACGAGCGGCGCUCUCCGAGAGAUCGCAAAGAAAGCCAACGGCAUGGGGACAGGAGCCCGUGGGCUAAAAGCCGUCGUCGACCGAUUGCUCAUGUGGUCCAAGUUUGACGCACCCGGAUCCACCGUCAAGCAUAUACUCGUCACCCAAGAAGCCGCCCAGCUCAAAUGCGCACCCUUACACUUCCACCGCGGACAAUCGCAAGCAUUCGAGACGCUGUACGCCCAAGAAGAGGAUAGGUGGGAAGACCAAAUGGGGCUGAACGAAGAGACUGUGGCUCGCAUACACAGCUUUGAAGAGUAUAGGAAGGCCGGCGUGGCCGGCUACUAA
Molecule: messenger RNA, 2092 nt
Organism: Trematosphaeria pertusa
Lineage: Eukaryota; Fungi; Ascomycota; Dothideomycetes; Pleosporales; Trematosphaeriaceae
Product: P-loop containing nucleoside triphosphate hydrolase protein
Exons: 3
Coding region: 317-2092 (591 amino acids)
Biological process (GO): proteolysis; protein catabolic process
Cellular component (GO): mitochondrial matrix
Molecular function (GO): ATP hydrolysis activity; ATP binding
Source: RefSeq, a predicted model, not a curated record